Messenger RNA from Lampris incognitus (smalleye Pacific opah), 2268 nucleotides. It is a transcript of the gene trim36, whose product is annotated as tripartite motif containing 36. The record is from RefSeq and is a predicted model, not a curated record. The transcript has 13 exons. Gene Ontology annotation, molecular function: zinc ion binding; protein binding. Bases 1 to 2268 code for a protein of 755 amino acids. NCBI's taxonomy places the organism in Eukaryota, Metazoa, Chordata, Actinopteri, Lampriformes, Lampridae.
AUGUCGGACUCUGACGAUUUGACAGAGUUCGCCAGCAUUGUGGAGCGGAUCGAGAGAGGAGAGGUCCCAAUCAAGAACAUUGAGAGGGAGCUGAUCUGCCCCAUCUGUAAGGAGCUCUUCACCCAUCCUCUGAUCCUGCCCUGCCAGCACAGCAUCUGCCACAAGUGUGUCAGGGAGCUGUUAAUGCUGAACCAUGAGGACUCAUUUGAUGCUGGUUCAGAGUGCUCCUUGCCUGGAAGCCCCCGGUCCAGGGUCCCCUCUCCUUCGAUGGAGAGGCUAGACAGGCUUGUCCGCUCAGGUGGGUCUAGGGGCUCAGUUUCAUCCCUUGGAUGGCGAAGAGGAUCUGUGACUCCUCGGAUCACCACCAUUGCAUGCCCGGGCUGUCAACAUGACAUCGACCUGGGCGAGCGUGGCAUCAGCAUGUUGUUCAGGAACUUCACCCUGGAGAGCAUCGUUGAGCGCUACCGGCAGGCAGCACGUGCUGCCAUCGCCAUCAUGUGCAAUAUCUGUAAGCCUCCACAGCAGCAGGAAGCAACUAAGAGCUGUAUGGACUGCAAGGCUAGCUACUGUAAUGAGUGUUUCAAACUGCACCAUCCCUGGGGCACACCCAAAGCCCAGCAUGAGUAUGUUGGCCCCACCACCAACUUCAGACCCAAGGUGCUCAUGUGUCCAGAGCAUGAGAUGGAAAAGGUCAACAUGUACUGUGAAGUCUGCAGGCGACCUGUCUGCCACCUCUGCAAACUUGGAGGAUCCCAUGCCAACCACAAAGUCACCUCAAUGAGUAGUGCCUACAAGAUCCUCAAGGAAAAGCUGGCCAAGAGUAUCCAUUACCUAAUCAGCAAAGAGGACCAGGUCAGGAUUCAGAUUACUGAGCUGGAUCUGCUGAUCAAUCAAACCGAGGAAAAUGGCCAACUAGCAGAACGUCAUGCCAAUGAGCAUUUCGAGCGUCUGUUUGAGACUCUGCAGGAGAGAAAAUCUGAGAUGCUGAGGUCCAUUGAACAGUCUCGCAACCGACGCCUAGACCACCUCAAAUCCCAGGUGGAGGAGUACCAGGGUAUGUUGGAGAACAGCGGCCUGGUGGGCUAUGCCCAAGAGGUGCUGAAAGAGACUGACCAGUCUUGUUUUGUCCAGACAGCAAAGCAGCUACAUGUCAGAAUCCAGAAAGCUACAGAGUCACUGAGAACCUUCCACCCUGCAGCUGACCCUUGUUUUGAUGAGUUUGUCCUGGACACAUCGAAGGAAGAGACUCUACUUAAAGAAAUGUGCUUUGGUGGAGUCCCAGACCCUCCUAUUAUAGACCUGUCCAGUAGCAGGGUCUACAAAGAAGCUGUCAUCUGCUGGAAGCUGUCUGAAAACCACCUACCAACAGAUCAUCAAAUCCUAGAGUACCGCAGAGUAGGGGGCAGCAGUAAGUCUCCAUCCCAGGAAGAUGGUGAGGGCAGCAGGUCCUGGAGGGCCGCAGAAAUGGUGUAUAGUCCCAGUGCUGUAGUCUGUGACCUGGAGCCCGACAGCAUGUACAAUUUCAGGGUCCGGAGCUGUCGUAACUCAAUGUAUAGCCCCUAUAGCCCAGAGGUCACCUUCCAUACACCACCUGCACCUGCCUUUGGUUUCCUCUUUAAUGACAAAUGUGGCUUCAGUACGGAACGCCUGGUGCUCAGCAAGCGGUGCGACAGUGUGGAGAGUGUGGCCGGCAUAGCCUUCCUUCUUGCUGCUGAGCGGGUGCAGACGGGCAGCUACAUUGGCCUGGACUACAUCAUUGGUGAUACAGGCAUCUCUCAGGGCAGACACUACUGGGCGUUCAGGGUUGAACCUCACUCCUACCUUGUCAAAGUUGGGGUGGCCUCAGACACCAAGCUGGUUGAAUGGUUCCAUAACCCGAGAGACACCAGCAGCCCUAGAUAUGACCAUGACAGUGGCCAUGACAGCGGCAGCGAGGACACUUUCUAUGAACUCUCGCAGCCCUUCACCCUCCUUACCCUGGGCAUGGGCAAACUCUUCAUCCCAAAGGCUUCCUCAUCCUCUUCUGUCUCUAUGGCGACCGCAUCCUCUGGUGACCCUGCCAACCGUGUGCUUCCCAUGCCACAACGUGUGGGUGUAUGUCUAGAUUAUGAUGCUGGCCGGGUGUAUUUUUAUGACGCUGACACCAUGAGGUGCCUUUAUGAGAGGCAGGUAGAUUGUUCAGGGACCAUGUAUCCAGCUUUUGGCCUCAUGGGCAGUGGAAAGAUUCAACUGGAAGAGUUUACUGUAGCCAAAAGACUGACCUUUUAG